ACAAAAUUUAUAAUUUUCUUAUCACACAGAGACAACAUAGGCCAACACAAAUGGCAAUGGUUUCUUCAAGAGUGACGUUUCUCUUCCUCUAUCUCGUCUUCAUGCUCUUGAUCGCCCAAGCCACUGCUCAGCCAACCUUCGUAUACAAUAAUUGUGACAACAAGAAAGGCAACUACACCAACAAUAGUACCUACCAACAAAACAUCAACAGCCUCCUCUCCUUGCUCUUCUCUAACACUGAUAACGACUAUGGCUUUUAUAAUUCCUCCUAUGGCCAAAACCCCGACCAAGUUUACGCGAUCGGACUCUGCAGAGGAGAUAUUAAGCCGGAUGCUUGCCGCAGUUGCCUCAAUUACUCCAGAAAUUCCAUCACACAGCGAUGUCCUAAUCAGAAGGAAGCAAUUGAAUGGUACGAUGAGUGUAUGCUACGGUACUCAUACCGCUCCAUAUUUGGAAUUAUGGAAACCGGUCCUGGUAUCUCUCUGCUGAACAAUCAAAAUAUCUCGUCCAACGUGGAGGCUUUCAAUGACGAGCUUAUGAACCUGUUUGAUAAACUAAGAAGUCAAGCAGCUGGUGGGAAUUCCCUUCGCAAAUAUGCAGCAGGAAAUGUGUCAUUUUCCCGAAACUUCCAGACGAUAUAUGCACUUGUGCAGUGCACACCGGAUUUAUCGAAGCUAGAAUGUGAAAAUUGCUUAGGUGAUGCUUUUAGUAGAAUUUCACAAUGUUGUAUUGGAAGGAGAGGUGGGCAAGUACUUUACCCCAGCUGUAAAAUUCGGUAUGAGCUCGGCCAAUUCUAUGAAUCUACACCACCACCACCACCACCACCACCUUCUCCUCCUCCAAAUUCAACCACUACUACCACUUCAAAAGGAAAGUCGAACACAUCUCUACUUAUCGUCCUUACGGUUGUGCCAACUGUUGUUUUCGUGCUGCUAAUCAUCUCUGUCUGCGCCUACUUAAGAUUGAAAAAGGCAAAGGAAAGAGUUGACAAUGGUCCUUCGUGUGAAGAUGUGGAAGAAAUUGCAAGUCAAGAAUCCUUGCAAUUUGACUUUAGUACCAUUAAGGUUGCCACAGAUAACUUUUCUGAGGCAAGCAAGCUUGGACAGGGCGGAUUUGGUCCCGUUUAUAGGGGUAGGCUUUCCAAUGGGCAAGACAUAGCGGUGAAAAGGUUGUCCAGAGACUCUGGCCAAGGAGAUAAAGAAUUUAAAAAUGAGGUUUUGUUAGUCGCAAAGCUUCAACAUCGGAAUCUGGUUAGGCUUCUUGGGUUUUGCUUGCAUAGAAGUGAAAGGCUUCUAGUCUAUGAGUUUGUCCCAAACGCAAGUCUUGAUCAAUUCAUAUUUGAUCCAGUCAAGCGUGCAAAUUUGGAUUGGGAUAGGCGUUACAAAAUUGUCAGAGGCAUUGCUCGAGGAAUUCUUUACCUUCACGAAGAUUCUCGUCUCAGAAUUAUUCAUCGUGAUCUCAAAGCUAGUAAUAUAUUGCUAGAUGAAGAAUUAAAUCCCAAAAUUUCAGAUUUUGGCAUGGCAAGGUUGUUUAUAGUUAACCAAACUCAAGGUAGCACCAGUCGAAUUGUGGGAACAUAUGGUUACAUGGCUCCGGAGUAUGCAAUGCAUGGGCAAUUUUCAGUUAAAUCCGAUGUCUUUAGCUUUGGAGUACUACUUUUAGAGAUUGUGAGCGGACAGAAGAACAAUUGUUUUCAUCAUGGGCAGAACACAGAGGACCUCCUCAGCUAUGCAUGGAAAAAUUGGAAUGAGGGCACAAUUUCAAACAUCGUAGAUCCCUCCAUGAGAGUUGGUUCAGGAAGUGACAUAAUGAGAUGUAUCCACAUAGCAUUGUUGUGCGUCCAAGAAAAUGCAGCCAAUAGACCAACCAUGAAUUCAGUAGUAGUGAUGCUUAAUAGCAACUCUCUCACUCUCCCAAUACCUUCUCAUCCGGCGUCUUUUAUGCCACCCAGCUUUGGAUCGCACAUGUUCUUGGAUUUCGAGUACAGCUCAGGAGUGACAGAAUCAGAUAAAUCGAAAAGCAUACCAGAGCAAGCUUCUGCCAAUGCUACUUCAAUGACCGCGCCGUACCCUCGGUAGUCAUGUGCGUGAGCGAGGAUUUACAAUACAAACAAUUUCAAAUAAAAGCCAAUUAAUGCUAGUAUGGUUGCUUCAAUUUGAUCAUUAUUCUUAUAUUAUUAUUACUUGUUGCAAACAUCCAACUUAACAGUUAUGGUAUUAAUCUAAACUUUAGAAGAAGAAACCAG
Messenger RNA from Ziziphus jujuba (common jujube), 2245 nucleotides. RefSeq names its product cysteine-rich receptor-like protein kinase 44. The record is from RefSeq and is a predicted model, not a curated record. Gene Ontology annotation, biological process: protein phosphorylation. The transcript is spliced from 7 exons. Gene Ontology annotation, molecular function: protein kinase activity; ATP binding. Bases 51 to 2078 code for a protein of 675 amino acids. NCBI's taxonomy places the organism in Eukaryota, Viridiplantae, Streptophyta, Magnoliopsida, Rosales, Rhamnaceae.